This is a messenger RNA of Rhipicephalus sanguineus (brown dog tick), 2043 nucleotides long. RefSeq lists its product as uncharacterized. Bases 52 to 1278 code for a protein of 408 amino acids. The transcript has a single exon. The record is from RefSeq and is a predicted model, not a curated record. NCBI's taxonomy places the organism in Eukaryota, Metazoa, Arthropoda, Arachnida, Ixodida, Ixodidae.
CCUGUUUAAUUAUAUUAACGGUGUUAGACUGAACUUUGUGUGUUCUGUUCGAUGGUCGGGCGGGCGAUGGCUAAGCGGACGGAAAAAACCACGGGCGCCAGUGAUCUCGUGCAGUGCGGGGAAUGCACGCGCUGGUGCUACCUAGAUGAGACGGCCUUCACAAGUCUAGCCGACGCUGAGGAGGCGAGCUUCGUGUGCAAGCUGUGCGAGAAAGUGAAGGCGGCCGUGCAGCGCAUGGAAUCUUGCAUUGAGGAGCUAAAGGGGGAGCUGAAGGUGGAGCGAGUAAAGAGAAUUGAGCUCCAAGCGCAGCUCGGAGAGGCACGUGAGCGUGGGGAGGCUACCGCCAGCCUAGUAGAACAAAUGGAGGCCGAUCUAAGGAAGGAACGGGAAAGGCGGGCCGAGCUCGAAGAGCGAGUAAAGGUGCUUAUGGCGCUUGACUCCGGUCCCGAGCAGUGGGAGGCGAAAGGCAAGGGAAUCACGGAAUUCCAGGCAGAAACAGGCAAGAAAGGGGACCUAGGGGCUGCAGUGGCACAUGUAGGAACAGGCGACAGCAGGAGAAAAAGCUACAGCGAUGUGGCGCGACAGGCUUCCGGCGGGGCAAAGCAAGGAGCACCGGCAGCGGGCUCGUUAUCGCGAGUCGGGGACACUCAGCGAACGGGGGAUCAGCGGGGGAGAACAGCAUCACAGCAAUCGCAAGCCGGAAGCGAACGACUGGACCGUAGAAGGGUCCUAGUGGUGGGGGACUCCAAUGUAGCCAGAGUCAAGCAGGGAGUCCUUACGACAGUGAAGGCAGACAGGAGGGUAAAAGUGGAGGCCCAGUCAGGAAAGUGCAUGACGGAUGCACUGGCCAAAGCACAGGAAGUGGUAGGGGACAGCAUGGAGGGUGAAAACCUCGUCAUCAUCCAUGCUGGUCUCAACGAUGUCCUGAAGGGAAAGAGCCAGAACCUUCAGAGACAGUUAGAGGAUGGGGUGCGUAAGCUUCAAGAAGCUUCUGAGGGUGUGCAUGUGACAAUAUGCACCAUCCCAGAAGUCUGGGGGCAAUCUGGCGGUAUGGAAAGGAGGGUGAUAGAGGCUAACUGUGUCAUCAGAGCUAUGAGCCGGCAGCUCAGCUACAGCGUAAUGGAGGUAAACAAAGACGUGUACGAACGCGGCCUCCGCCCUUUUGCACAAGAUGGCAUUCAUUACAGUGGUGCCACGGGCAGGAGGGUAGGUAAUAGGAUGGGUCGCCAAGCCACAGCUUUUUUAGGGGGACCCAGUGCCCUGAGGCCACCAGUGUAGACAGAUACGAUUUCAAAGUGGCACCAAUAUCCAAGACACGUAGAGUCCGGGGGAGAGGAAAUCGACGUAGGCAGGGCCGAGCAAAUUCAGAUGUAGGUUAUAUUAACAUGCAGGGUGGCAGGAAUAGGUUGAAGUGGGGAGAGAUAGAAGAGCAACUAAGGGAGGAGAAGCUGAUGGUAUAUGGAUUUGUAGAAACACAUCUUAGGGACAUGGAACAACCACCUAGCAAUCCGGACUACGCAUGGGAAUAUUGCAAUAGAACAGAAGGCAGCAGAAAGGGGGGUGGUAUCGGGGCAUUCAUUCAUAAAAGUACAGACUGGCAAAGGGUCAAGCAGGAGUGCAAGGAACAUUUAUGGCUAAAAGGGAAAGUGGCAGGGCAAAUGACACUCCUUGGUUUUGUGUACUUGUGGACGGGAGCAAAGGCCAGAGAGGAAAACCAAGAAAUGGUGCAGUGCAUAGAAAAGGACAUUGAUGAACUAGGAGAAGAGUGCGAGAUAAUUAUAUUAGGAGAUAUGAAUGCGCACAUAGAAGAUAUGGAUGGAUAUACUGACCCAACCGGCAGAAUGCUGCUGGAUAUGUGUGAAAGGCAUGAUUUGAUCAUUUGCAACAGUACCGAGAAGUGUGAAGGGCAAAUAACAUGGGAGGUAGGAAGGCUGCAGUCGACGAUAGAUUACGCACUGAUGUCACAUAGGAUGUAUGAUAGGCUAAGGGUGAUGAACAUAGAUGAAUAUGGUUCCAGAAGCUUGGGUAGUGAUCACAAACGUA